UUUUGUUGUUAAAAAACUCAAUAUUUUCGAGGUUAUUAAGAAGUAUUUAAUUAAACAACUACACAUGUGUGUUGUGAAACUUAUAGAUAUGAUAUGCCAGUAAUAUUUUCUUUUGUAUUGGUGCUUUCUUAAAUAUAGAAAUAUAUAUAGAAAUAGGUGCCAAGGUGCGUGCUGCUGCAAAAAAGAGGUAGUUUGUUCAUUGCUGCAUGAUGGAUACAACGUAUAUGUCAAAUUCCCAGGCUCGGCAGCGUGGGCCAUUGCAGGAGCCACAAUUAUUUGAAGAUACCAGUCAACCUAACCCUUAUGAGGUGUCUGGAGGUACAAUGCAACCUGGGGCCUAUAAUUUACAACCAGGAAUGUUUCCUGGUCAGCAAAUACUGAAUGAUCCGAUGGCAAAUAUGGCAAUGCAGUAUGGACAAUCUUUAGCUGGACAUGGAAAAGAAAUGCUGGAAAAAAAUGUGGACAAAUACAUUUCCAUGUCAAAGUUAAAGUACUACUUUGCAGUUGACACAAGCUAUGUUGCGAAGAAACUUGCUUUGCUUUCUUUUCCAUUCACUCACCAGGAUUGGAGUGUGAAAUAUCAUCAAGAUUCACCUGUUGCACCAAGAUUCGACAUCAAUGCACCAGAUUUGUACAUACCAGUGAUGGCGUAUGUCACAUACAUCCUAAUUGCAGGAAUUUCUAUUGGAAUGACUGGCAAAUUUACUCCUGAAGUGUUGGGUAUUCAGGCAAGUAGUGCCCUUGUAUGGUUAGCCAUUGAGGUCGGAAUUGUUCUUCUUAGUCUGUACAUUGUAAAUGCUCGAACCGAUUUAUCAACAUGGGAUGUUAUUGCAUACUCUGGCUAUAAAUAUGUUGGCAUGAUCAUAGUCAUGAUUUUUGGAAUUAUCUUUCACUCAAUGGGUUACUGGUGCGCGCUUGGCUACACAAGCAUUUCAAUAUCAUUUUUUCUUUUGAAGACUUUAAGAUUAAAGAUUCUUCCCCAUUCAUCUUCUGAUGGGUUUGGUGGUGGUGGGACACGUAGGAUGUAUCUUACUUUUAUUAUUGCUCUACUUCAACCAUUAUUUAUGUUUUGGCUUACUCGGCAUUUGGUUGGUCAAUCUACUGUAACAGAAACAACAACAGCAAAUUAAGUGUUUUUUCUCAAUGAAGUUUACCUGUUUUAACUGCUUGCGUAGAUUGCCACCUGGGAUGCAGCCCUAAGCCAUUACUUAAGUAACUUUUGCUGGUGAUUUCAAUUAUAUCAUUAAAGUGUGCUUCUUCAAAAUCACUUGCCACAUCUGCUAUCAAAACUAUGUUUGGGACUGAAGUAAUAUGAUUUGGAAGAUUCGUUAAAUAUAUAUAAUGUAUUGUAAAUAAUAUUUGUGUUAGAAAAUUGUUGAUGUGAAUCUGUAAAGAAAUAUAAGAGAACAGCAAUA
This is a messenger RNA of Ciona intestinalis (vase tunicate), 1415 nucleotides long. The record is from RefSeq and is a predicted model, not a curated record. NCBI's taxonomy places the organism in Eukaryota, Metazoa, Chordata, Ascidiacea, Phlebobranchia, Cionidae.